UUGUUGGUGUUGAUUCCGAAAAGAGAAAGACAUCGAUGGUGAUGACUCUGGUAUAAAAAGAUUUAGGGUAAUGAUAACGUUGUAAAUUUUGCCUCAGCAAACUAUCUUGGGCUUAUAGGUCAUCAGAAGUUACUUGACUCAUGUUCAUCUGCUUUAGAGAAAUAUGGCGUUGGUUCUUGUGGUCCCCGUGGGUUUUAUGGAACAAUUGAUGUCCAUCUUGAUUGUGAAGCGAGAAUAGCAAAUUUUUUAGGAACACCUGAUUCAAUUCUGUACUCUUAUGGACUUUCGACCAUGUUCAGUGCUAUUCCCGCAUUCUCUAAAAAAGGAGAUAUAAUUGUGGCAGACGAGGGAGUCCACUGGGGAAUACAAAAUGGCCUUUAUCUUUCUAGAAGCACAGUCGUAUAUUUUAAGCACAAUGACAUGGAUUCUUUAAGUAAAACUUUAGAGAACAUUACUUCCAAAUAUAAGGGGACAAAAAAUUUGAGGCGAUAUAUUGUCGUUGAAGCUCUCUACCAGAAUUCUGGCCAAAUAGCACCCUUAGAUGAGAUCAUUAAAUUGAAGGAAAAAUAUCGUUUUCGUAUUUUAUUGGAUGAGAGCAACUCGUUUGGUGUACUUGGAAGUUCUGGAAGAGGUCUCACCGAACACUAUGGAGUACCAGUUGAGAAAUUAGAUCUUAUAACUGCUGCUAUGGGACAUGCAUUGGCCACAGAAGGAGGAUUCUGCACCGGAAGUGCAAGAGUUAUUGAUCAUCAACGGUUGAGUAGUUCUGGCUAUGUCUUUUCUGCUUCUUUGCCUCCAUAUCUUGCAAGUGCUGCAAUUACAGCUAUUGAUGUCCUUGAUGAAAAUCCCAAUCUGUUAACAAAAUUGAAGAACAACAUUGCUGUGUUAUGGAAAGGGCUGUCGAGAAUACCAAGCUUCACAAUCGCAAGUCAUCCAGAGUCACCAAUUGUUUAUUUGAGAUUAAAGCAGUCAACAGGUUCUUUGAAAGAUGACCUACAACUGCUUGAAAAUAUUGCCGAGCGAGUAAGAAAUGCAGUUCUUUUUUGAUUGAACAAUGUUCAUUAUUUUCAAUUUUGUUGGUACUUAAUAUCGCGUAUUCACAUACUUUGAAAGAAGAUUCUGUAUUUGUGGCGGCUUCAAGAAGAUCAACAUUGGACAAGUGUAAAUUGCCUGUAGGAAUUAGAUUGUUUGUUUCUGCAGGGCAUGAAGAGUCUGAUCUUCACAAAGCAUCUGAAUCAUUGGAAAGGGUUGCCGCAAUAGUCCUUGGCGGUCGUAAUUGAAAGUUGUACUGUACACCUCUCUUUCUUUUCAUGUUCCAAAAUGUCAAUUCUAUUCAACUCUUAGCCGAGAAAUUUUGAAAUCCAGGCAGAUAAAUGAAGUUCUGUAGUUGGUAAUUUAUGUAAUAUUUUCCGGGAUAGCUUAGGGUAACAAUUUUUUUGGGAAUGCUAUUCUUUGAUAUGCGUUGAGUGGUGGAAUAAGGAUUUAAGUUUCUAAUCAUCAUCUGGGAAAUGCUUAUAAAUUAUAUUAGGCUUAAUUUUCUUUUUGUGUUGACUCCUUGUAUAUCAAUUUCAAUGUUACAUUAUUAUUUCA
Molecule: messenger RNA, 1590 nt
Organism: Lathyrus oleraceus (garden pea)
Lineage: Eukaryota; Viridiplantae; Streptophyta; Magnoliopsida; Fabales; Fabaceae
Product: long chain base biosynthesis protein 1
Exons: 8
Coding region: 292-1047 (251 amino acids)
Biological process (GO): ceramide biosynthetic process; sphingosine biosynthetic process
Cellular component (GO): endoplasmic reticulum
Molecular function (GO): pyridoxal phosphate binding; serine C-palmitoyltransferase activity
Source: RefSeq, a predicted model, not a curated record